GGGAGGCCGUGCCGGAAGAGGCCGCCCCGGGCCGGGCUGGGCUGGGCGGCGGCUCCGCGGUCUCCGCCGCGAUGCUGCCGCUGCUCCGCCGCGCUUGGGCGGCCGCUGUCGCCUCAUCCUCCUCCUCCUCCUCCUGCUCCUCACAGCGGGGCAGCCGCCGGUGCAGCCUCGGCGCCUGCUGCUCCUACCGCCUGCGAGACGCCCUGCACCCGCUGUGGCAGAGCCCGCUGACAAUCCCCGGGGGCACCCGCCAGUCUCCCAUCAACAUCCAGUGGAGGGACAGUGUCUAUGAUCCCUUCCUGAAGCCUCUGAGGAUCAGCUACGACCCCACCACCUGUCUGCACAUCUGGAACAAUGGCUACUCCUUCCUGGUGGAGUUCGAUGAUUCUACUGAUAGAUCAACCAUCGUUGGAGGCCCCUUGGAAAACCAGUACAGGCUAAAGCAGUUCCACUUCCACUGGGGAGCUAUCAAUGACUGGGGCUCAGAGCACACAGUUGACAGUAAAUUCUACCCAGCAGAGCUGCAUCUGGUGCACUGGAAUGCUGUGGAGUACCCCAGCUUUGAGGAAGCUGUGAUGGAAGGGAAUGGCCUGGCUGUCAUUGGAGUGUUCUUAAAGCUGGGAGCACGGCACGAAGGGCUGCAGACCCUGGUGGAUGCCCUGCCUGCAGUCAGACACAAGGACACUGUGAUUGAGUUUGAUGAGUUUGACCCCUCCUGCCUGAUCCCCUCCUGCCCUGAUUACUGGACCUACGCUGGCUCCUUGACCACUCCUCCCCUCACCGAAUCCGUCACGUGGAUCAUUAAGAAGAGGCCAAUCGAGGUGGAUGAGGAUCAGCUGGAGGCCUUUCGGACGCUGCUGUUCACGUCGGACGGGGAGGAGGAGAGGAGGAUGGUGGACAACUUCCGCCCGCUGCAGCCGCUGAUGAACCGCACGGUGCGCUCGUCCUUCCGGCCCCACGGCCACCAGCUCGGCCCCUAGGUGGGCCACCAGCUCGGCCCCUAGGUGGCCCAGCAGCUCAGCCCCUAGCUGGGCCAGCAGCUCAGCCCCACAGCUGGCCCAGCAUUUUUCAUGAUUUUUCCUUGUAUCCGUGACCUUUCCCUGCCAGCGCUCCUUGACCAUCACUAAAGGAGCUGGGGGGUUUUUAGUUCUUUUUUUUAAUAAGUUAAUAAUAUUAACCCUUAACAAAUUGACUUGUUCUGAGGCAGGGGUCAACAAGGAAUUAUUAAGAUAGUUGAAAAUAGGGAUGGGAGAGCUUGUCCUCUGCUCCUUCUCUGAAUUGUUCUGUGUUUCUUCAAGUGCUCUUUCAGUGCCUUGCAUGAAUUAAUAGACCUGGGUAAAAAUUAAGAAGGAGGAAGUGGGAAGAGAAGUAUCAGUACUGAUCAGGUCCUUUUGGGGAAUUGUUUGAUGUCUGGGAAGGGAGCUGGAAGGGAACUGGCUUGUCUCAGAGACAUUUUACCUUCUUCCUUUUUCCUUGGAUGAGGAGAAGGACAAAAGUGACUUCCAGGAUCUCUUUCCAUUCUGUUGGCUGCACAUUCCAUGUUUGAUGUGGGUGCCACAGAAUGCCCACUGUGACUACACCAGGAGCCUGAAGACUUUUUCUAAAACCUUUUAACAACUGUAGGACCUUUUGGCUAUGGCAGCUUUUGCUUUCCUGUGUUAUGGAACUCUGUAGCAGCCUCACACCCACUGAGUUCUCCAUGGUUUGCUCCACUCAAUCAGAUUUUCCUCCUGGAUGUGUAAAUCCCUUUUGAACCACCCUGCAUCUAUCAGAGGGAAUGUGGAAUAUUCCCUUCCCAGUGAUCCAGUUAAAGCUCUCAGAGAGAUUUAGUUAAAAUUCUCACAGAGCUUUACUUUGUUCAAGUAUUGCCAUGGAAGCUUUGUUAGAUAAUAGUGAAUUACCCAGUGAUAGAAUUAAGCUGUGUCCAUAUUUACAUCAAACCACACCUAUUUUUACUGACAUAAAAUGAAGACAUUCCAAUUUCAGCACUGAUCACUUCAAAUAUCUGGAAACAGGGUUAAUGUAGAUAAAAAUAUCUCUACUGUGCUACAAAAAGAAGUUUUACAGGGGUUUUACAUUUAUUUUGUUGUAUCUUGAGUCCUGCAUUUAUGUGUGGUGUUUUAGCAUCUCCUUAAGGCAGGCAGGAGCUCGUCUGCAGGGCAGAUUGUUGGAAUUAAUCUGAAAAUUAAUCUUGAGACACUGGGGUUUUUUGGGUUUGGGGUGGGGUUUUUUUCAGUUUAAACUUUUCUGUUACAAUGACUUUGUUGACCUUGUGAAUGUAAACUUCAGGAAAAGAAUUGUGUUUAGAAGUACAGAUGGGACAGAAUUCCUGUGCCUUUUUCUCUCAGUUCUGUGUGGAAAAAUGAUUUGUUUGUUGGGUUAGAGCUGAUUUUUGUGAUGCAUUUGCACAGUUAAGUUAAAAAAGGAAUCUUUGUGCUCUUUUGGGUGGCACAAUACGAAAGGGUCAAAGCACAUAUUUGUAUUUUCCUUGCAUAAGAGUCACUUUAUUAUUAAAUACUGCCCUGGGAGGCGUUCCUGGGGCAGCAAGUCCCGGGAAUUAAAGACUGUCACAGGAAUAAUUCUGGGACAACUCCCUGCAAAGGGAGGGAAGGUUUGGAGCAGAUCUGUGCCAUGGUGCUCUGAUUCCAGCUGCCUUACAGGAUUUCUCUGAAAUGCUGCUCUCACCUUGUCCUGGGUGACUUCACAGCAGGGACAACUUCCUCUGGUGUUGGAAUGUUUGAUCCCUGUUCCUGCAUUCCAGAACUUUCCCUCUGCAGGUGUUCCUGACCACGUUUGUGCUGCCUUUUCUGUCAGGAAUGGCAGCAGGGUCUCCCCUGGUUUUGGAAGCUCCAGAAUUGGAGUUUGCUUUGAUCUCCACAAGGUUUUAGAGGAUUGGAAUUCUGCUUUGGAUGAAGGGUCCCCUCAUGCCUUAAUUUGGGAUGUUUUAACUUGUAUUUUCUGGCACAUCUUGGCUUUUUUUUUUUUCCCUUUGUGCAUCUCAUUUUUGUGGCCUUUAUGACUUUGUGUAUUUAAUGGGUGUUACCUGCCUGAUCAUAACUGACUGAAAUCACUGUCUGCAGACAACACCUGCAACAGGGAAUGCUUUUUGUUUUCCUGGGAUACAGGCCCUUCCCCAAAAUUCUUCCCUGAUGUGUAGAACCCUUCAGCUGCUGCAUUUUACACUGUUACAUUAGUGUGCAACUACAAUAAAGGAAUAGAGAAAACCCA
Molecule: messenger RNA, 3228 nt
Organism: Prinia subflava (tawny-flanked prinia)
Lineage: Eukaryota; Metazoa; Chordata; Aves; Passeriformes; Cisticolidae
Gene: CA5A
Product: carbonic anhydrase 5A
Exons: 8
Coding region: 72-980 (302 amino acids)
Cellular component (GO): mitochondrion
Molecular function (GO): carbonate dehydratase activity; zinc ion binding
Source: RefSeq, a predicted model, not a curated record